Amoebophrya sp. A120 is the source of this 3083-nucleotide messenger RNA. The record is from the annotation of a GenBank genome assembly. NCBI's taxonomy places the organism in Eukaryota, Dinophyceae, Syndiniales, Amoebophryaceae.
GGCGACAAUGAGUUGUGAGAGAAACCCGAGCGACAUGUGUUUCGGCAAGGGACUGUGGCAUGAACAAAAAGAUGCACCAAACAAAUCGUCUACGCUCCGGCUAAUUCCUCAAAACUUCUUUCAGGUCCCCAAUCAAUACGGGUAUUGUAUUUAACCCAAAUGCAUAUCGCUACUGCGUGACAACUCCCAUGUGGCUAUCCAACGUCGUACGAUUAGAAUCGUCGCACUGACAACCACCAGGAGAGCGUCUCAAAGAGCGAAUAGGAAUUGAUUUGUAUCGUAAGAUUUCCUAUCUCCUUUUCGUACGUUCACAUACAGAAAAAGAAAAUUCUAAAAGUAAAAGAGGGAACUGCACGACACUGACUUGAUCCGCAUCGCAUCGGUAUAAAAUCAGUUUGCGUAUUUUUCUUGGGAAAAAAAUCUGCUGAAAUCAUCCCGAACAAAAAAUAUCGUUCGUUACGUUGGGAUCGCCAAAUCCAAAAAAUUCAUCAUUCGACUGAAAAAAUAGGGAUCGUCGGAGUUUUUUCGUUGAGAGAGUCAUUGGUUAAAUUGUACAACUUGGACAACGUCGUAUUUCAAAAAUCGUUUCAAAGCUGAUCGAAAUUGGACCACGCUUAUUGUUAUUGUCUUGGUUAAAUAAAGUCUUUAUCUUUUCAACAUCAAAACAUCUUCCAGUGUAAAAAUCGAAGAACCCAUCUUCGAAUAUAAACUGGUUUUGUUUCUUUCGUGGAGCAAGAUUUCUUUGCUUCUUUUUACCCUUGAAAUAAAUUUCCAUUCGUCAUGCCGAAGGCCGGUGUGUUGAAGUCUUCGAAGUCUGUGGACAUGAAGGCGUCAAAGUCCGCUCCCUCUAAGUCCGUUUCGUCCAAGGCACCGAUCGCGGAAGCCGCGGCCCCGCCACAACCGGUUAACGCGAAGAAUCUGGCGAAGCUUGGCGGCGUUCAGAACAAUGUCUUGCUGCAACAACCCAGCGAAAGUGGCGCGGCAUCGGUCAGGAUUGACGGCAGAUCGAAUGUAUAAAAUACAACUCACUUCAUUCUUGUUUUGCGAUUUGAGUUUAUUGGAAUGCCAUCAUAGAUACCUUCUCUUUCUCAUGAAUCGAACAUGUUAAGUUGCAAGAAGCAGCACCAAGUAUUUCUUGACAUGAAAAAUUGAAGAUAUCAAGUCAACACAACAGCCCGUGAAGCAUUGGCAGGGGAACGCGAUGCGGUACGGUGACGAUGAAGAUUCCAGCGAACUUUUUGUCCUGCUGAAGAACGUCUACACCGAGAAGCACGCACACCGCCCCACCUACCGCGUGCUCGGCCGGUUGCAGGAAGACGGGGAAACCGGGGCACAAGGACUCGAGUGGAUUGACGUGCCGAGGAAGACUGACAAAUUUCUCAAGAAGUCGGACGAGGAAAUCCCUGCCGUGUUGGCCCGCUUGUCGACCGAACGGGCGGUCAGGAAUCAGUUCGAGAAGGAACUGGGCGAGGUCUACCCGGUGCAGUACAAACCGCCCAAGCAGAAGGGCAAGAACGACUGGGAAUCUGACUUCGAAGACAGCGACGAUGGAUCGGAACGUACAUCAUAUUCAAAAUUUGCAGAAGAAAAAAUUUUUCUACUUUUGCUUUUCAACAAUGAAUUUUAUUCCAUUGUCCUACCUUUGGUUUUAAUUUGAAGAUGUGAGAAGUUCGUAAGAAGGACAAUAAAUAUGUGCAUCAAAGCUACUAAAAAAACAGAAUCCUACUCCGGGUCCUCUUCCUCCGCCGGGAUGUUUCAGGUGCUGAAUCUCCGGUCUUUGUCGGACGAAUUGCGACGGCUCCUGGAGGCGGACCUCCCCAUGCAGCAAAUUUUCCACUACGGGAGAUCCGUCUUUACGGGCACGCACGAGGACUUGGUCGAUAUCGCGCUCCCCCCUGCGAAUGCGCGGCGAAGAAACAAGUUCAUUCCCUUAAAGCAUGAGAUCACCGAGGCGUUUCUCGUCAAGGAGUGGGCCCAGAAUUACAAAUCCUACACCGAGCACUCCAUGAGGCAAAAGUCCGGUAACAAGGUGAUCCUCGACAAGUUUGUCAAGCUGCGGCCCCUAUCCAAUGCAAAUAUGUCUGGGUCUGGAAGAAUGUAAGUUUGUCAUGCUUGUCUGGCAUGAGUCUUAAAUCUGUGAUGCAUGAGCAGGCAAAGGGCCUCUUGCCUGUCAUGCAAAAGCGCAGUUUGUCAUGCGAAAAACGAAACACACAGCAGCGCAAAAACUUGUCAUGCUGGGCUGCGUAUUGCAGUGCGCCCACAAUUCCUAGAUUUGCAUCACAAGUUUCCAGACCCAGACACUUUUGCAAUGCAUAGCCCCACGUCGGGUACCGGUUUGAACAGUUGGACGAGAGUAUCAAAAGGAAAAAUCCCCCCACCCCAUAUCGAAAACGUAUCCGUCUGAAAAUUUGUGAUGCGCAUUUGUGACCUCAAAUCCUGUCUGUCUUGCAAGAAGGCAAGUCCAGAAAGCCUUCCGCAUUUUGCAGGCGGUUUUUCAUGCUGUUUGGCUUAGAGCAUACACGUUUGUCAUGCUAGGCGCAUACGUCAAAGCCUCUCGACUGAGGCUUGGCAUAUGCCUGCACUCCUCUACUGCAAUACAAAUCUGAUUUGUGUAUGGAAAUCCAGCAUCAGAAACUUCGUUUCGAUAUGGGGAGGGGGGAUUUUUCCUUUUGAUAGAGAGGGGAUUCGAAGCCGCAGUGGCGGAAGUGUUCCCGAUCACGCAGGCGAAGGAGAUAAAUACUUGGGCGGCAGAGGUAUUGAUUUUGAUGUUGUGAUUUAGAUUUGUUGCAACAUCAAAAUGUUGUUGUUUGGUGCGCAUAUUUUGUUGUGAAAGCGGACAUCAAGUGUUCCUGUCGUUGAGUUUGAGUUUUAUGCUGAUCUUCAAAACAAAUUGAUACCGAAAAUAAAAUCUCAUCAACAAAUCAAACCAGAUCGCGAAGAAGGCCCAGCGACCGAACGCCCCCAAAUGGAUGAAGAACGUCGCGCAGCUGGAGGCGCUGAGAGAAAAAGAGAAGGCCAGCACCGCCGCGGCAGUGGCUUCUUCGAGCUCAGCAGGCCCGGCGCUGAAAAAGCAAAAGAAGUAG